UACAGUAGCAUAUCGCAGUCUGUUGCGUUUUCCCCAAGGGAGUAGCACUACCCGUAACAGUAGCCAUUCUCCCCAACCCCACAGUCUCAGCGGUGUGAUGGAUAAAGCCUCCCCGACCACAGACAAUCUCUGCCCGGAUCAAUGUCUCUGUGUCCCUGCAGACACCAUCUGGGAGAUGCCAUGAGCUAUCAGGUGGGUUAUUUCUCACGUCUUCGCCGUCUCAGUACAGGUGAGAGUGUGGAAACAAGGGAUAACGGAAAAGAAGGAUAACAUGAGAGUUCGGUUAUAGCGCGAAUUGACUACAAGCUGCUGGAGCGAACGGUGGAAACGAUUUGUGCUAUCGUACGGUGUAAUACAGUAGGCUAGUUAGUGCACUAUUGACCAUCUCACCAUCACACCGACAGUGUCCUAGGGAAUAACCCAACCACAGGUUUGGGAAAUACCAGGAUACGGGCUUAUCUGACAGGGGGCUGUGCAGUGUCAUCCACUCCUGACCUACAGGAUGCCAUCCCCCUAGUGCUGAUUUACACAGGAGAUCCAACCAGAAGAGGUUUUGAGGCUGCCACCCCCAAGACCUCACAGGACCCCGCCCCCUUCUCUGGCCCCUCCCCCUCUCCACCUCUACCUGUCUCCUGAUGUAUAGAACCCAUUGCUGAACGGUUUGAUGGAGAGUUAUAACCAGUUUAAUGUCAGCAGGAACAGUAGUAAUAAGCGGAGGACUUCUCGCCACAGUCAUCCUGCUCUGUAUUGUAGCAGUGCUGUGCUACUGCAGGCUCCAGUACUACUGCUGUAAGAAAAAUGAGUCGGAAGUGGACUUGGCCUCCGUGGCUGGAGGAGAUGGAGGAGGGGAGACUCAAGGGGAGGUUCAGGCUCACUUUGCCUGCAAUGCGUGCAGCACCCCUGGGAUGGACACCCUGGCUGUCACCCCUCUCUGCCUGGAGCCCCUGGAGGUGGGCCCUCCCCCCAGCUACUGCCCCACCUGCUCCCCCUUCUGGCUACGCCCGGGACUUAGUGACGAGCUGCACAACGGAACAGAGCGGCUGGGAUUCCAUACGUAUCACUAUGACAACCCCGGAGUGUGUCAAUCACUGCCCCUGUCAGACACGCCGCAGGCCCCCUUCUUUUUGACCCAGCCCGGCCAAUCCCCUUUGAGCUACUAUAGCCCCGUUGACACCUACCCUAACACACCCUGCACUAACAGACGCCCCUACAGCACACCGGUUUGACACACACACACUGACGUCACACACACACUCAUACAAACACACUCCUUCUCCCAGGGGAAAGAGUACCACGCAUCCAGGGGAGAGAGCCACACACUGAACCCACAGACAGAGCCUCCUGAUCGGGACAGAACCACAGACGGACCCUUGUCUGGUGCAGCGGUGUGGAAGUCUGUAGGCCAUCUGGUAACCCUACAGUGGAGGAGAUGUUGGUUUUAACUAUGGGAGAUUACUACAGAUGAUGUGAGAAGGUAGACUGGAACAGCAACACUGUUGUUUCUCUCUCUCUUUCUCUUUCUCAAUGUCUUUCUCUCCCUCCUUUUCCAUAUUGUUCUCUCCAUCUCUCUCCUCUGCCUGAAACCUGAUAAUGUGAAAGAGGUGACUGACAUGAGGGCUAUAUGUGUUUUCAUUGUAGGUUUGGUUUACGUCUGGAAUGUCUAAUUACAGUACCGGUACAUUCAACGACUAAAGCGCAAAGAUGUCUUUUUUAAAGGAGCAGUAUGAGUUUAAAGGAGCAGUAUUUCCCUUGUUUGCCCCCUUUGACCCUUAGGAAAAAAAACACAUCAUAUUGGAAGUUUCACAUUUGAUUUUUUCAUGUUUUUUUUUGUAAGGGUAUGCAUUAUGUAUCAUCCUGGCUACAACAAUACAAAAACACACUAACAUUUUCGUCAACGAGGGCAUCUGUUUGUCCAAUUCAAUCAUGUUUCACUUAGCGCUUACACUUCAGUCCUUCAAAACAAAAAACAGAGUUACUGUACACUUACUAAAAGUUGUUAAUUAUGACACUGUUGAUAAUAUAGACUAGUAUUGAUAAAAGAGAUGUUUUACUGUUUUCACACAAUGCACUUUCCCCUUUUCUCAUAGGUUUUGUCCCAAAUGGCACUGUAUUCCCUAUAUAGUGCACUACUUUUGACCAGGGCCCAUAUGGGUCUGGUCACAAUAGUGCACUAUCUAGGGAAUAGGGUGCCAUUUGGGUCAAGCCGUAGUCUUCACAUCUUAGUCUUCCUCACUUCUCGUCCUUUUGUGAUUCUUUGUUAGAGAGUUUAUGGGGAAAUGGACAUCUAUCUGUUCAUGUGUUGAUUUACUGUAAAAGACCACUCAAAGUUUGUGUUCACUGCUAUGUAGUCAGAUAUUCACACAAAGACACUGCUGCCUGUAGUCUGGCAAUGAAGAUAACUUUAAUAUUAAAUCACAAAUUCUAUAAUAUACAGUCCCAGUCAAAAGUUUGGACAUA
Molecule: messenger RNA, 2457 nt
Organism: Coregonus clupeaformis (lake whitefish)
Lineage: Eukaryota; Metazoa; Chordata; Actinopteri; Salmoniformes; Salmonidae
Product: protein FAM163A-like
Exons: 7
Coding region: 687-1226 (179 amino acids)
Source: RefSeq, a predicted model, not a curated record